Molecule: messenger RNA, 2364 nt
Organism: Closterium sp. NIES-67
Lineage: Eukaryota; Viridiplantae; Streptophyta; Zygnematophyceae; Desmidiales; Closteriaceae
Source: the annotation of a GenBank genome assembly
CACGCCGCGUUUUUGUUGUGUAAAGCAAUUAUUUAAUCCGUCACUUCUGCACGACUCGACAUUACUGCUCGCUCUCGUAUUCCACCUAGGCUAGGUUCCCGUAACCACGUCAAGCGCCCGCUGGUUGCCGUCUCCCUUUGCCAAACCCUCAGCGUUCGCGUUGUUCGCGCGGGCUGCUCAAAGCCAUUUGUUCUCCUCGCGUGGUUCCCGUUGUCCGCAAUUUCGGUCCGAGCCAGCUGUCGAAAAGCAUCACCGUCGCAAGCAUCUCCGACGCCAAGCAUUAUCGUCGCCAGAUUUCAUGGCGACUGUCGCCGAUUUCCACUCCACUCGCUACACCAGCUGGUGCCCGGAGCGCAAAGACAUCGAGCAAUGGGCGAGCGCAGUGGCUGAAGGCGAAACCCCUCGGGAUUGCCGCUUCCAGCCGCUCACUCUGCUGCCAGAGGAUCAUGAAAACGAGGAGGCUUGUAACGAGUACGACUACGCGACGUGCGCGGAGGAGGACCUCGACGCGUACCUGGAGUCGCUUCCGAAGUCGAACCGCUGGACAGAACUGGAAGCGUCUUGCGCGUGGCUGGACCAAGCCAACAUCCGCAUUGAAGAGCUCGACCUCACGCACGGGCUGCCCGAGCACCUCGUCUUGAACCAGCCGCGCUUUGCUGGCGCUAACCAUGCUGCUACAGCUGCUACAGGUGCUACUGGUGCUACAGGUGCUACAGGUGCUACAGGAGCAGCAGCAGCACACCAGCACAAGCUCUCAUCGUCCCCGUCUGCAUCCACCCUCUCCUCCUCUCACUCCGCUGCCUCUCUCGCGGCGUGCUCGGCACACAGGCACCCUCCCCCUAGCGCGCACAAACACCCCGGGUCCACCCUCCGGUCCCUCUCAAGCUCGCUCCUAAACCACCUCGGCUUGGUGCACCGCUCCCAGUCCCCCUCUUCCUCCUCCUCCUCCUCUACUGUCAAGGGCCACCCGAAGCUCAAACGCCUGAGCAAGGAGUUCAAACUGAAAUCCGACCAGCAGCAGCACCACCACCACCACCACCAGCAGCAGCAGCACCACCAGCAGCAGCAGCAGCACCAGCAGCAGCAGCAGCAGCAGCAACCGCCACAUCAGAACCAUUCCCCUGCGAUCCGCCACCACUCCAAGCCUUCGUCUCCCGCCCUGCACAUACCGCAGCAGCACAACGCCAAUCAUAUGCACAACAUGCAUAGCCGCAACAGCCCAUCCUUCCACCAUUCAGCGUCGUUCCCUGAGAUCCUGGGGAGCCCGCACCACUGGCACGCAGGGGCUCAGCACCCAGGGGCCCUGCUCCCAGGAGGCCCCACUCUGCUCCCAGGCCAGGUCCUCCUUUCCUCCUCCCCCCCUGUUAUGUACCCGGGCCCCCUCCACCAUUCUUCCUCCUCUCCUGGAAUUCUGGCUCCUUGCUCCAGCGUUCCCCUUCGGCCGGGAGUCCUAUACAGUCACAAUGGUGGUGCCGAUGCGGAGGGUGGUGGAGGCAUCUACACCGCGGCAUUUGCUGAUUCGGACGACAUCAGUGGUGUGAACAUCAUUGGAGAGAGUGUUAUUUUAGGAGCAGCGUCUAACACUACAGGAGCAAGUAACAGCAUGGGAGCUGAUGCCACGUGGCAUGCUGGUAACUCUACUCACAGUGGCUCGCGUAAUCCCACUGUUGGAGGAAGCGCCAGGUUCAUUGCUCCGAAAAGGGUCAUGCACGAGCUACGCCCUCAGCAGCACAUGCCACGUCAGCAGCACCAGGCACUUGCCGCGUCAUCUCGUGACAUCAGCACCCGGGUGAUGUCAUCUGUGGACAGCAGGACAGCUGGCGGUGUCAGGUCCCUAAAAGCAUCCAACCUUUUCCUGCCUGUAGUUUCCCCUGCAUCAUCUAGUGAGUGGCAUGUGGUGGCUCCCGUGGAAGAAUCUUCCUCAGAAGAUUCUUCUAUCAUGAUUGCGCACAACAGCAGCAGCAAUAACAGCAGCAGCAGUGGUAGCGGCAACAACAGCAGCAGCAGCAACAGCAACAGGGGCAGUGCGACCAGCAAGAAGAGUGGAUUGUACAAGUUCAUGACAACUCUGCUAGAUGUCGAUGCACAGCCCAGAGGGCGGGGAAGGAAGAUCCGAGUGUGGAUGGGAGAUGUGCCGCAUACUAAUGCUGGUGCACAUGCCGAAGCAGAUUUGUUAGCCCAAACAUGCAAUUGAUGUCGACUAUGGCGUCUUUUGUGCAACUAUGGACUAUCGGCCGUUACCCUCGAAACUUAGGUGCAUUGCGAGGCUGGCGUAAUGCUGUGAAAUAUUACAUUUUAUUUUUUAGAUGAAGAGCCUGUUUUUUAGACCUAGUUGUUACAUUACUUGGAUGUCUUAAAGCCCAG